Molecule: messenger RNA, 813 nt
Organism: Lycium ferocissimum
Lineage: Eukaryota; Viridiplantae; Streptophyta; Magnoliopsida; Solanales; Solanaceae
Product: acyltransferase Pun1-like
Exons: 1
Coding region: 206-682 (158 amino acids)
Source: RefSeq, a predicted model, not a curated record
UUCUCCGGUAUUCAUGUCAAACAAAAGUGAUUUUGUACAAAAAAAGGUAACGUUCACUACCGAAAAAUUACGUGACCUAAAGGACAUGGUUGUUGCAGAAUCACAAGUGAAAAAUCCAUCACGUACAGAAGUUGUCUUGGCCCUUCUAUUUAAAUGUGCCACUACUGCAGCAAUGAUAAACUCGGGUUCGUUCUAACCAUCUUCGAUGCAUCUAGCACUUGAUGUACGAGUAAAAGUUGGUUUGCCCUUAAAUGCUAUCGGAAAUCUUCUCGAUAUCUCUUCAGUAUCAAUAACUAGUGAAGAUAUCACGAAUGUAUCAAAAUUAGUGAGUGAAAUGAGAAAGUCAAUUGAGGUAGCUUACAAAAGGGACAACAUUAAUGACAGCUUAUUUGUGCCCUUAUUACUUGAACUAGCUAAAUCAAGACAAUUAUAUCAAAAUUAUGGGGCUAAUACGUAUCAAUUUACUAGCUUAGUGAAAUUUCCAUUACAUGAAAUUGACUUUGGAUGGGGAAAGCCUACAAAAGUGAGCGUCCCAAAUGGUCUAAAUUGCAAUUGGGCGCUUUUGUUGAGUAACCAAAGUGGAGGACUUGAUGCAUAUGUGUCACUGAAUGAACAAGAAAUGUCCAUUCUUGAACGUGACUCUGAGCUACUUGAAUUUGGUUCUAUAGUUCCAAGUUGUUAGAAAUUUAAUAAAUUAUAUUUACUGUGUGGUUUGUUUCUAUGUCUAAUUUGUUGUUAGUGUCUGCCUUGUUGUUUGCUUUCACCGUUUUCAUUUGUUUGUCUUACUUACUAGCUGAAGAGUGAAAGAAUAUC